GCACCUACCCGCCGGACGCCCCGACGGGCGCGCCGCCAGGGCUGGCCGGGGAGGGGCCGGGCCCGGAGGGCGGGGGCCUGGGUGCGGGGCAGGGCCGGGCUGCGCCUCGCAGGCCUCUCCGGCAGCUCGGGGGCCGCCCGCCCUCCGAGGAGCGGAGCACUUCCCUCGGGGCCCGUCGCGUCGCAGGCGCCGUGAAAGCGCUCGCCAUGAGGACCCUGUGGCUGGCGCUGUGCGCGCUGGCGCGGCUGUGGCCCGGGACCCUGGCCGGCUGCGCCGAGGCGGGGCGCUGCUGCCCCGGCAGGGACCCCGCCUGCUUCGCCCGUGGCUGGAGGUUGGACAGGGUCUACGGGACGUGCUUCUGCGACCAAGCCUGCCUCCUCACCGGAGACUGCUGUUUCGACUACGCCAGGGCGUGCCCAGCUCGCCCGUGCAUCGUGGGGGAGUGGAGCCCCUGGAGCGGCUGUGCGGAGCAGUGCAAGCCCACCGCCCGCGUGCGGCGGCGCCGGGUGCGGCAGGAGCCUCAGAACGGCGGGGCGCCCUGCCCGCCCCUGGAAGAGAGAGCCGGCUGCCUGGAGUACUCAACGCUGCAGGGCCAGGACUGCGGGCACACCUUCGUCCCUGCCUUCAUAACUACCUCUGCAUUCAACAAGGAGAGAACAAGACAAGUCGCUUCUCCACAGUGGUCUACAGACACACAGGAUCCUGGAUAUUGUAUGGAGUUCAAGACAGAGUCAUUGACUCAUCACUGUGCGAUGGAGAACCGGCCUCUGACUCGAUGGAUGCAGUAUCUCCGAGAGGGAUACACGGUGUGUGUAGAUUGUCAGCCUCCAGCUAUGAACUCUGUGAGCCUUCGUUGUUCCGGAGAUGGCCUGGACUCUGAUGGAAAUCAAACUCUCCAUUGGCAAGCCAUUGGGAAUCCUCGAUGUCAAGGAACUUGGAAAAAAGUUCGGCGAGUUGAUCAGUGUUCUUGUCCAGCUGUCCACAGCUUUAUUUUUAUAUAGACUGUGAAGCACAUACUUCCAAAAGUGUUUGUAAACAUGUUAAAUAUUAUCAAGUCAAAUUCAAUGCUUCUUAAACCAUCAAAAACUGGCCAAAGUCCCUGAACACAUGUCAUGGUUACCCUCUGAAGUAGAGAAAGAAAAUUUAGGGACCACUUCUCAAGAAACACUGUACCUUUAUUUUUAUUUUUACUAAUUUGGGGACCUACCCUAAAAGCGUCUUUGGUCUUAUAUAUUUGACCUUCCAUUUUGAAGUCAUUCAACAGGUGAGCCAUGACAUACAGAAUACAUGGCUUGUUGC
Molecule: messenger RNA, 1299 nt
Organism: Trichechus manatus latirostris (Florida manatee)
Lineage: Eukaryota; Metazoa; Chordata; Mammalia; Sirenia; Trichechidae
Gene: SBSPON
Product: somatomedin B and thrombospondin type 1 domain containing
Exons: 5
Coding region: 207-1001 (264 amino acids)
Source: RefSeq, a predicted model, not a curated record